This is a messenger RNA of Menidia menidia (Atlantic silverside), 1833 nucleotides long. NCBI's taxonomy places the organism in Eukaryota, Metazoa, Chordata, Actinopteri, Atheriniformes, Atherinopsidae. The record is from the annotation of a GenBank genome assembly.
GAUUCAAGGAGUAAAUGGGCUCCAGCCACACCCGUUGCCCUACUAGAAAUAAGCGAUAUGGAACAUUUAUGAAAGUAUGGUCAAUUGGAUCGUAACUGUUAAAAGACUACAAAAAAAGUCCCACAAUGCACUAGUUUCCUCGUCCGUUGCGGUUAAAUAAUCCUCCGCGCGCGGAACGUUAUACUCGCCUUUGAGGCUCUCUUUAAUGACACGCAAAAAAAAUCGAAAAUAUAAUAAUUCAACCAAAAAGAAAAAGCAUACAAAUUUACACACGUAUGAGAAAUUUUACUUUAGCGUUUUAGCUUCCAAAAUAGGCUCCAACCCAGUGGUUUCCUCUAACGUGGGGAAUGUUGACGUUGUAACACCACAACUUAGACGAAGGAGCUCCCCGCAUCUCUUCGCCUAAACGUCCGUCCUAGCUGCGGUCCCUCUUUUAAUCACGACCAUUUAUUUUACCGAACCUCAAUGAGUAGCCGGUCGGACAGCGACGAUGAGAGCUGCAGCAAACGGAGAAUUGCGUACGUUUACAGUCCGGAGUACGUCGAGACUUGUGACUCUUUAUCCAAAGUACCGAACCGGGCCAGCAUGGUCCACUCACUGAUAGAAGCCUAUGGACUGCUUCAGCACAUGAGCGUCGUGAAGCCUCGCUUGGCCACCAUAGAGGAAAUGGCUAAGUUCCACACCGACUCCUACCUUGAACACCUCCACAAGAUCAGCCAGGAUGGAGACAACGACGACCCCCAGUCAGUUGACUACGGCCUGGGCUACGACUGUCCCGUUGUGGAGGGCAUCUUUGACUAUGCGGCGGCUGUGGGUGGUGCCACGCUGACAGCCGCUCAGUGUCUGCUGGACCAGAACUGUGAAGUGGCCAUCAACUGGGCAGGAGGCUGGCACCACGCCAAAAAGGACGAAGCUUCAGGUUUCUGUUAUGUGAACGACGCGGUGCUGGGAAUCCUCAAGCUGCGGGAGAAAUACGAACGAGUGCUGUACGUGGAUGUCGACCUGCACCACGGAGACGGUGUGGAGGAGGCUUUCAGCUUCACGUCUAAGGUCAUGACGGUUUCCCUGCACAAGUUUUCUCCCGGAUUUUUCCCCGGCACGGGGGACCUUUGUGACACGGGGCUCGGAAAAGGCCGCUGGUACGCGGUGAACGUCCCGCUCGAGGAUGGAAUCAAAGACGACAGAUACUACCAACUUUUUACCAGCGUUCUGCAGGAGGUGCGGGCACAGUUCAACCCGGAGGCGGUGGUGAUGCAGCUGGGCGCCGACACCAUGGCGGGAGAUCCCAUGUGCUCCUUCAACAUGACCCCGGUGGGGGUGGGCAAAUGUUUGCAGUAUGUCCUGCAGUGGCAGCUACCUACACUGCUCCUGGGAGGAGGAGGUUAUAACUUGGCCAACACCGCACGUUGCUGGACAUACCUGACAGCGGCAGUCCAGGGGAAGACCUUGUCCUCCGAAAUACCCGAUCACGAGUUUUUCACAGAGUACGGACCCGACUACUCCCUGGAGAUCAGUCCGAGCUGUCGGCCCGACCGCAACGACACCAAACACCUGGACCAGGUCAUCGGCACCAUCAAAGGGAAUUUGAAGAAUGUGGUUUAGGACUCGGCAGCCUCAGCCUCCUCCGCACAGAUGAGCAACACGCAGGCGAAAACACACACACACACACACACCCCGUGUUUCCGAGGCCGUCCGACUGCUCGGCUGCUUUAAUGAAGACAAUCUGGAGCGGACCCCUCCAGCCCGGAGGCACCCAUCGAGCACGGGAGGAGGGUUUUUUUUUUGUUGGAAAACAUGAGCCCCGCGUUUCCACGGGAAAACAGUUUCAAACGG